Messenger RNA from Brassicogethes aeneus, 2829 nucleotides. Lineage: Eukaryota; Metazoa; Arthropoda; Insecta; Coleoptera; Nitidulidae. The record is from the annotation of a GenBank genome assembly.
AUGGAAAGUCUUCAACGCUGCUCUGUUGGUGUCAAACAUCAAGUCGAGUGUUCUAAGGAAAAACAUUUCAAGAGGAGAAAAGCGUUUAAUGAGAAUGAAAUCUAUCUUUUGGAAAGAAGAACUAAUUGCCCCGGUUUUUCUAACAUUUGCCGCCUACAUCUAAAACGGUACAAAUAUAAAUAUAAAUUUUUUGAAAAAAUAUGUUGCAAUCCUUUUAAUGCACAUAAAAAAAAAACGAAGGGUUUGUGGACUGUUUCAAAGAAUUGUGGCUUGAAAUGCAGAGAAAGUCUCCCAACGGUUUUAGAGGGAAAAAAGUUGUGUGCGACUUGUAAGGUUAAAGUGUUAAAGGUCAUCUCAAUUAAAGCUAAGGACAAUGAUUUAAACCAAGGCGAAGCCGAAGAGGUUGUGUCCCAUGCUGUGGUUAUAGCGGCUGAAAAGCCGGAAAAUUCUUCUUUAACCCAUGAUCCAGGCCCAAGUACUUCUGAUCUGCAAAUAAUUGAAUCUCUUCAAAGCCACGGUUACGGUAGUUCAUCACCUUCCGAUACUAUCGAGCUUAAGGAAACAGUUUAUUCACCUAUAAAAGGGUUUGUUGAUAAAAUUAACACAAGUUUGUCAGCACUGGGUCAGUCACCUAUAAAAACUAAAAAAAGGAUGCGCUCACGUAAAUACGUUAAGAAAAAACUAAAUAAAACAAAUUUGGUGUUUCGUAAGUCAUUUCAAAAAAUAUUAGAAGAUAACAUCGGAAACCCUAUGCUAAGUGACGAGGAUUUUGAUUUAGAGGGAGCUGGCCAAGACAUUAUGAAACAACUUAAGGAAUCAUUUCAGAAGACUAAACAAAUGAGCAGGAAGAUUAUGAUAUUAUCAUUGUCACCUAAAAGUUGGAGCAAGCAACAAAUUAUGUCCUAUUUCGGAGCCACAAAAUAUAUGGUGGAAAAGAUGAAAGACUGUGUGAAAGAAAAAGGCAUUCUCUGUACUCCAGAUCCAGGAAAAGGCAAGAUAUUGCCCGAUCACCUGAGAGAUUUAGUAGUGGGUUUUUAUAGAGAGCCUCAAAUCAGCCGUGAGCUUCCUGGAGCAAAAGAAUACAAGAGCGUACUUGAGGAUGGCAAGCGGGUACAAAAGCAAAAGCGACUUGUUUUAGGCACCCUAAAAGAAAUUUAUGAGGCUUUUAAAACUACCCAUCCUAACAAGAACAUCGGGUUUUCCAAGUUUUGUCAGCUUCGUCCUGCCGAAUGUGUACUUGCAGGCGCUUCAGGCACCCACUCCGUAUGUGUGUGUCAGACGCACCAAAAUUUUAAACUUAUGUUCAUGGGGGCUCGACUAAACCAACUAAAACUCCCUGAGGAAGAUUCACCCUUUCACAAUUACAGAGACAUCCUACUUUCAACGAUAUGUGAGUCACAAAGUAAUGAUUGCUAUAGAGGGACCUGCAAAAAAUGCCCAGGAGAUGAAAAAUUAGAAAAAAUACUUCGGUGCCAAUUGGAAAGUAACUAUAUCGAUGACAUAACCUAUUAUCAAUGGCAGCAAACGGAUCGUUGUUCUCUAGAAAAAAUAACUGCAUCUGCAGAUGAAUUUAUAGAAAAACUGCUGUCAAAUAUACCAAAUGUAAGAAAGCAUGACUUUGUUGCGAAGAAGCAAUCAGAUUUUUUUAAGAGAGUGCGAGAUAAUUUACCUCAUGAUGAAGUUCUGGUUAUAGCUGAUUUUUCAGAAAAUUAUCAUUUUAUUAUACAAGACAGUGUUCAAGGUGUGCACUGGGACAACACUCAGGCCACCGUUCAUCCGUUUGCUUGUUAUUUCCGGGACGCAGAAGGUGAAGUAAAACCUCUAAGUCUUGUCAUUAUCUCAGACUCACUAGAACACAGCACCACCUCCGUUCACGCUUUUCAAAGGGUCCUUAUAAGCUUUUUAAUAAAAAAAAACCCAUCUCUUAAGAAAGUAAUAUAUUUUUCAGAUGGUGCCUCUUCACAAUACAAAAAUAGAUAUAAUGUUACUAAUGUACUGUUUCAUGAAGACGAUUUCGGAAUACCCGCAGAAUGGCACUACUAUGCAACGUCACACGGUAAGGGGCCGAGUGACGGCCUGGGGGGUACUCUAAAGAGGAAUGCUUCAAGAGCGAGCCUGCAACGUCCAGAAGACAAGCAGAUCAAGACGCCCAAGGACCUCUUUGAUUGGGCCACAAGCAAAGAGAAUAAAAUGAAUUUUGCUUUUGUUUCGACAGAUGAUAUUAAGUCUGAGGGAAAAGCUGUAGCUGCCCGAUUUCGGGGUGCAUGCGAAGUCAAGGGAAUUAGGCAAUAUCAUGCAGCUAUACCCGUAUCUUCACAAAUCAUCUGCAUGAAAUAUAUUUCAGAAGAGUCAACCGGAAUAAACAUCCAAAUGAGGAACUCUAAUGCCAAUGCCGAUAAUUUCGAACCAAUAAAUACAUAUUCUACCCGCAUGAGUAGCAAAAAAGGUCUGACGGAUGAGGAAUUAGCAAAGAUAUUAGCGAACUUAUCAGAAAGUGAGGAUGGUCUGGACUUUUCAGACACUGAUAGUGUGGCUGACCUUCCAUAUUUACCGAGUGACGACGAAGAUGAUGCAAGAACUGCCAGUCCAAUAAUUUUCGCAAAUGAAGAGGAUGAAAUUGAAAGUGAAAGUGUCUUGGAAUUUGAUCAACCCUCCACUUCAACGGCUACGCAAGACACGUUACCCAAGUCCAAAUCUCAAAAAGGAAAAGGUAAAUCUAAACAGAAGAAAGAGAAAGUAAAAUGGAACCAUGUGGGUAUCAAGCUAAAUGAAGAACAACUUACCUUUCAUGGAUCUACAGACCUUCCUUCUGCUAUUUUAAAUUUGUAG